Messenger RNA from Spirodela intermedia, 248 nucleotides. The record is from the annotation of a GenBank genome assembly. NCBI's taxonomy places the organism in Eukaryota, Viridiplantae, Streptophyta, Magnoliopsida, Alismatales, Araceae.
AUGGGGAGAGAACUGCAACCUCACGCAGGGGUGUCUUCGAUUGAUCUUAUUCUUGUUGUGCCAAAGGAGGAGACCCACGAUCAUUGCUGGCGUUGUUACCAUCGGAAGGGGGGGAAGGGAUGAGCUGGGCCACCUAUGGUGUGCUGCAGGUUGUGCCAAGGGGGAGAGGAGGAGCAGGCCAUCCCCACAAUAAAAGAGGGAUGCACCAAAAGAAGAAGGGGAGGGAUGAGAGGGCUGUUUGUGAAUGA